Hydra vulgaris (swiftwater hydra) is the source of this 680-nucleotide messenger RNA. Its product is annotated as mitochondrial import inner membrane translocase subunit Tim29. Gene Ontology annotation, biological process: protein insertion into mitochondrial inner membrane. The record is from RefSeq and is a predicted model, not a curated record. Gene Ontology annotation, cellular component: TIM22 mitochondrial import inner membrane insertion complex. Lineage: Eukaryota; Metazoa; Cnidaria; Hydrozoa; Anthoathecata; Hydridae.
UUUAUGAUUCGAUUAUUCUAUUUGUUUAGCUAAUUAUUUCGCAUAGUGUAAAGUAUGUUACAUAAAUGACUAUUUUGGGCAGAGUUUGGAAAAUCAACCAUGCUUUGUUUCCUCAGUUUGAGAGUUUAAAACAAGGGCGUCUUGCUAAAGUCUUUGUUUUGUAUCAUGACUACAAACAAGCAUUUCUUGACACUUACAAGUACGUACGUACAAAGCCUAUUCGUGCCAGUUGUUACUUAACAGUUUUAGGAUUUUCUUUCUAUGCAUAUAAAAAUAACCCAAAUUUUCAAAGUUACAGAGACACCCUACUAGAAGCAUCCAAUCAACAUUCUUGUAUAAGCGAUUUAAUUCGAAAUAAAAAAUCAAACGCUGAAAUUAAAAGACUUAUGAAGCUUUAUUCUGAAGAAAGAUUAAGGAUAUGGAAUUUCGGCAUUUUUUCCUUAAUAAUGAUAAAUCCUUAUUCAGAAGUUUUUGAUGCUUUUGAAAAACACUGCUCUACUAUAGAAAAUCGUUGGAACCGCGUGGACACCUGGAAAAAGCGAAUAGUUGAUAUAGGAUUUAUAAAUCGCUGGAUUUUGAUGGAAAAAAUUAUGUUAGACUUUGAUAUAAACGAUGAUGAAUUUUCAUAAUGUUUUAAUGAGUUGUUUUAGUUAUAUAAAUAUUAUAUUUUCAUAUACAUA